Suillus fuscotomentosus is the source of this 420-nucleotide messenger RNA. Its product is annotated as cytochrome P450. The coding region runs from base 1 to 420 and encodes 139 amino acids. Lineage: Eukaryota; Fungi; Basidiomycota; Agaricomycetes; Boletales; Suillaceae. The transcript has 3 exons. Gene Ontology annotation, molecular function: iron ion binding; heme binding; monooxygenase activity. The record is from RefSeq and is a predicted model, not a curated record.
AUGACUUUUGCUCUUGCCAUGGUAUUGUAUCCAGAUGUUCAGAGACGCGCACAAGCGGAGAUCAACUCAGUGGUUGGCCGGGAUUGCUUACCUACCUUUGAAGACAGAAUGUCACUACCAUAUAUUGAAUCAGUUCUGUGUGAGACUUUACGAUGGCAGCCUGUCAUACCCCUUGGCGUCCCACAUGCCACUAUGAGUGAUGAUACAUAUAAUGGUUAUGUCAUACCGAAAGGUCUGUUAUUCUUAUUCACUGAGGGCAUUUCAUGGGAUAAAAAGUGGUACCCUGAAGCAUCUUGUUUUAUGCCGCAGAGAUUCCUAGAUGUCAAUGGCGCAUUAACAGAUGAUAACCCUGUUGGAUAUACUUUUGGCUUUGACCAGCGUGCAUGCCCAGGUAGGCUGAGUUAUUUCAUCACCAUAUAG